This is a messenger RNA of Plutella xylostella (diamondback moth), 855 nucleotides long. It is a transcript of the gene kune, whose product is annotated as claudin. Gene Ontology annotation, cellular component: septate junction; membrane. The record is from RefSeq and is a predicted model, not a curated record. Lineage: Eukaryota; Metazoa; Arthropoda; Insecta; Lepidoptera; Plutellidae. Gene Ontology annotation, biological process: septate junction assembly; regulation of tube size, open tracheal system.
UUGGUAUAAGUACCAAUUAAAUUGGCUGUUUCUAGAGUUUUUCUAGUAGUUUUACAUGCCCAGACAUAAAUAUAAAAAUUACCAUGACAAAAUCUAAGACAUCUUUAUUUGCAUUAGGAUUCUUUACUGCUGCGGCUGUAUUUAUUAUAAUAUCGUUUGUGAGUCCUUAUUGGCUCGUAGCUGAUGGAAAACUAAGAAAUCCUAAGUUCCAAAAAAUCGGAUUGUGGGAAGUAUGUUUCAAUGGAUUUGAAGAUGUCCAUCACUGGUAUGACACAGUUUUUACUGGGUGUUGGUGGAUAUUUGAAGAAGAAUAUUACAUCAUACAUGACAUUUUGCUACCAGGAUUUUUCAUCGCUACCCAGUUCUUCUUCACCAUCACCUUAUGUUGUGUGUUGAUUUCAAUAUUCUUAACAACCCUAUUUUUUAAGAAAGACGCUGAUGAUGACAAUUAUUUGACUCUUCUUGUAACACUGGGAACAGUUCUAGUGAUUGGAGGUUUUUCAGGACUGAUAUCAGUGAUAACAUUUGGAGCUCGAGGAGAUGGUCGUGAUUGGAUGCCAAAUUGGGACCAUAAUGACCUUGGCUGGGCAUACGCCUUUGGUGUCAUUGGAAUAUUUUUCCUUUUCCCAGCUGGAAUACUUUUCCUAAUUGAAGCUAGAGUACAUAAAUAUAAGAGGUUACAUGAAAUGCAAAGUAGAGAGCCCUCUUCUUACACUAUGCAGGAAAGAAAGCUUGCGUAUGCAAGUGGCCACACUGAUAUCUAAAUCACGAGCUAUAAGGAAUUUAUACUCAAUCAUCAUAAAUCAUUUUGUUUUGCAUUUAACAAUUAUUAGUGACAAAGAGUAAGCCAGCAGA